ACUGUACACGUAAAGCGAAUAUCUUUGUGAUAAAAGAACGGAGUACAAUCUAGGUCAAUUCAUUAUAAACAAUCCAGGGAUCGCUAGCUUGCUGCAUAAUAAUCAGCGCAGAUAUGCACGCGUCCUCCCCCUGCGCUUCCCCGAGCGACGUGACCGAUUACCCUAUUCGCCCUAGCCUGCUGUGUGUGUGGUGUUGUUAAUGUUCCUCACAGUUGCUUCUACCAGAAAAUCGCCGAUUUACUAGGCUCACGGUUCUUAUCUGAGGAAGGAAGAUGGCAACUCUCACUAAUAAGUUGAUGGACAUGGUCGUUGACCAGUUGGACGAGAUAUCACCAACCAAAGUGACCAUCGUUGGUGUUGGUCAAGUGGGCAUGGCUUGUGCAUACAGUAUAAUGACACAGAAUAUAGCUAGUGAGAUAGCGCUUGUUGAUGUGAUUGCUGAUAAGUUAAAAGGUGAAGUAUAUGACAUGCAGCACGGUCUUGCGUUCGUCAAGGGAUGCUGUGUAAAAGGAGAUACAGAUUACAAAGUAACGGCUGGAUCAAGACUAUGUAUCAUUACUGCUGGAGCUAGACAGAGAGAUGGAGAAAGCAGACUUAAUCUUGUUCAAAGAAAUGUAAAAAUAUUUGAAGGUAUUGUUCCGAAUCUGGUUCGCUACAGUCCAAACACAGUACUUCUAGUAGUGUCCAAUCCUGUUGAUAUUCUUACAUACGUUGCAUGGAAACUGAGUGGUUUGCCUGCUAAUAGGGUCAUAGGUGCAGGGACAAACCUCGACACGGCUCGCUUCCGUUUCCUCCUCGGAGAAAAAUUGGGUAUUGCGCCCUCUAGUGUUCAUGGGUAUAUCAUUGGAGAGCACGGUGAUUCUAGUGUUGCUGUCUGGUCAGCUACCACAGUAGCUGGAGUAAGUCUUCAGAACCUACACCCUGAGAUAGGAACUCCUAAAGAUCCUGAAAAUAUGAACCAAGUUCAUAAAGAGGUCAUAGAUAGUGCAUAUGAGAUCAUCAAGCUUAAAGGCUAUACCUCAUGGGCUAUUGGAUUGAGCUGUGCGACAUUAGCUUCUGCUGUGUUAAGGAAUCAGAAAGGAGCAUAUGCUGUUUCUACAGUUGCUAAAGGAUUCCAUGGUAUUGAACAUCAAGUAUUCCUAAGUCUCCCAUGUAUUCUUGGUCAAGAUGGAAUCACUCAUGUUAUAAAGCAGACAUUGAAUACCAAAGAACAGGCUCAGCUUCAAUCCAGUGCUAAUACCUUGUGGGACAUCGCCAAAUCAUUGGAGCUACGAGAGCCAUCGAAGUAAGGGGCCUAGCUUCUUUAUGAAACAAGAUACACCAACAUGCUGAUUGGCUUUGGUCAUUUCUUUAUGUGGACAUUGGUUCCUUUGGUUGCUCUGAUAGCUGGAAACAGGGCUGGGUAAAGCCAAGAUUACCCCAUAUCCCUUUGUUGAAAAGCUCAUGAUUUAACAAAAAGAAGCAUAUUUUCUUUGGAACCACAGUGCAGAGAUGUCAACUGUUCCUCUUUCGUAGUAUUAAAAAAUACUGAAAGUUUUAUAAAAAAAUACGAUUUUUCACAAGUUGCAAUUAUGCACAGGUCAAUUGGAAAAAGAUGAAAAUACUCUUAUUUCAUGCUCGAAAUACUGCAAUUAUUUUUACUGGGUCGGUAUCUUUGACAAUGGAUUAUGAUAUCUACAUUGCAGUAAUACAUACAUCAACUGAUUCCAUUACAUUUAUAAAACUUCAUUUUGUCUUUGAAUCACAAUCACAAUUUUUUUUUUUUUAACCUUUAGUAAAAUUGUUAGUUUUAUCAUAUCAGAAAUGUAUGAAUCACUUUUAGUAGGAAGUGUAUAAUGGAAAUGCAAUAAGCUAAGAAAGCAAUCCCAAUUUCAAAUCCUCCAAACUUUGUGGAUUUGCUUAUAUUUUAAAUGUAGGAAUCAUGUAGUUAACUUGAGAUUUGAUAAACAGGGUGAAAUAUAGCAUCAAUUAGAUUUUAAGAUUGAUUUUAUUUCAUAUUUCUUUCUUCUGAUUGAUUGGUAUUGAUUCAUAGUGAAUCUAAUUCUGGAGUAUGAACAGGGUUAACCUUGGCCUAGUUCACACUUGUUACAAUCUUCCUAAAAGAAAUGACCUGUCAUUGCAAUAUGUAUAUCACUGCUCUCAUGGGUAAAAUUGUACAAGCUCCCAGAAUGAUUAAAUGGAAUACAGUUUAUUUGUUCUCAUUGUAAAUAUAUAUUUGAUAAAAAGAAUCAAAUAUUUAUGAUAAUAUGUGUUGAGUACUUCAAAGAUAGUUUACUUUACAUUGUAUACAGGUUGAAAUUAUUUUAAAGAAAUAUGGACUAUGGUUGAAGAAAUUGCUAGUGGAUAAUUAGUUUAUUCUGUGUAUAGUUGUUUUCUUAUUUCUUUGCAUGAAUUGGAAUUUAGUAAAUUGUGAUGUUUUGGUGUGCACUAGGGCAAUACAGCCUUGUAACUUAAUAUUUUGUGAAAUUGAAUUUGUACAAGCCCUGGCUUAGACCUAGAUUUCUCAUGUGCCAAAUGGCAAACUAAGAUAAUCAUCAUCCGAAUGGAGUUAGCUAUCUUAGAUUGCAUUGUCUCUGCCAUAUUAUUGGAGUUAGCUAUUGCAUUGUCUCUGCUAUAGCUCUUGUGAAAUAGGGAUUGAGCAAACUAUCUUGGAGGAGGUGCAAUAUCUUACAAAUCUUCAACGUUUUCACAAGUUGAAAGUUUACCCCCCACCCAAAAAAAAAAAAUGCAGAAAGAGUUAUCUGUGCAUUGAAUCAACUAAUUAUUUGCAAAUCGAAGGUAAUUCAUUUUUCUGACUGAAAUAUCAGAAUGUGUAUACUCAAAAAGUUGCAAGAAAUGUCUCUGCAAGAGACAUUCAGCUCAAAAAUCAAUUGUGAUUUUGAAAUUGAGCUUUACAUUAAAAUGGGGUUCAUGUGGGAGUUGUUUUUCUUUGUUUUUAUUCAAUGUACAAUUCCAGCAGUUUGCUUGAAUUUUGAAAAAAAACUACUUCCUUUUGUAUUAUUAUGUUUUUUACUUCCUUUUGUAUUAUUUGUACCUAAGAUUUUGAUGUAGUAAAGUCUAAUUAGGCAUUGCAAGAAACAUUUGUUUCAUUUCCAAACCAAGUGUUAGUCCUAAAUCAUGCAGAAGUUCUUUACUUACCGUAAACACAAAUCUGUUUUUGAUUUGUGUUCUAUCGCAAUUUUGAGAUUUAUACAACUCUCCCUUGAUUUGUAAAUAAGUGUAAGUUUCUUUCAAUGCCUCAUUACUAUUAUUGCAGUACUAGGAAUAUUGUUUCAUGCUGAUCAUAUUCUACUUCUUUGAGAAUUAUCAGAUUACACCAUAUUUAUUACAAGUGGAAUGUUAAUAUUUACCAAUCAGCAUUAGGGAAAUGGGUCACGUGUCAAGGUGCCAUUAAUAGAGAGACACAGUUUAAGGAAAUGAAGACAUUUUGAAGGAAUUUGAUGCAGCCACCUGUAAAUCGACUGGCCAUAAUGGUGAUGGUCAUGUGAGAUCCAAGUAGAUGGAGUGCAAAGUCUGCCAAUCCAGCUUUGAAGUAAAAGACUUUGUGAAUAUAACAAGACUCUUCAUACGUCCCUUCAGAUUUCUGAGCUCUUAUACACAGGUUGUUGUCAUUAGGGUCAGUUCUUCUUGCCUCUAUGUAUGUACUCUUUCCACUCCCUGGGGAGUAAAACCCUCUCAUUCUUUGUAAAGUUGAGCAUGAUUGGUUCAUCCCGGAUGGACAUUUAGGCCUGAAUUCACAAAGUUGUUUUGAAAACCAUCGGAAGAACUCAUUGUUUAUGAAGAUUUCCUGAAUAAAUUACGCUUAUUUACUGCAUAUAUUAAAAAAGUGUCAAAUUUGACGCCUAUUGCCAUAAUUAAGUAUGCUAUUUCAUUCAUGAGUCCACUGUUUAAAGAGUGGACUUAUUAAUGAAAUAGCAUACUCAACCAUGGCAACAGGCGCAGUAUGAUUGAAAAAGCGUGCAUCAGCUUUGGACAUUCUUUCAAUAUAUGCAGUAAUUAGGCUUAAUUUAUACAGGAAUUCUGCAUAAAUCAUGGAUGGUUCUCAAAACCACCUUUGUGAAUUCGGGCCAUUGAAUCCAAUGAAAUUACAAGCACUUAUAAUAGAUGCACAUUAAUCUUAUAAACAACUCCGUUUUUGUUUUAUGUUUUGAUAUUUGAGCACAACGAUUUUUUACAGAAUGUUUGUUUUAUAUUUAUACUUGAUUAUUCCAUCAGAUGGAAGAACAUUCAUAUUACAUGUAGUUGUACAGUAUUUAGCAAGAACUAAGUUCUUUGAUAUUGGUUUUAUUUUUAAUUCAUUAUAUCAUAUCACAGCUAUACAUUUGUAGUUAACAUUUUAUCAUCAUUAUGUGCUAAAUGUGGUCUAAACUAGUCAACCAUUUAAUAUAAUACUAUUGAUAAAACUUCAUAGUUUAUGUAAAUAUAGGAAGAUGAAAUCUACUCAGUAGCCUUAUGUUUUCAUUUGGUAAUUUGAAAUGAAAGUGAAUAUAUUUUGUCAAAAUAUCUUAAGUCAGUGCAACAGUCAGAACUGUAGAAAAUAAAAACUUGGAGAACAGCAAACAUGUACUGCACAUGUGCAAAACAAAACAACACUGCCAUAAGUGCAAAGCAAUAUUUUUGCCAAAUAAUCAUCACAUUAGUUGUGCCACAAAUCUAAAGAUCGUUUUUAUUAUGUCUCAUCAAUGGUACUUUAAUUGCAUGUAUCCUAAUGAUUUAUUCAAUCUUUUGUUGUUAGUAUUGUGAUUAAUAGUGAUGCCAAAGUAAACUUUAUUAGCCACCUUGCAUUUAAUUACCUCAAGUCAAUUGUCUACUAUGGAAAUGACUUUAUGCAUUGCUAAUUGUUGAGUAAGGUCGACAUCUAACUUAUACUUGUUUAAUAAAAUAAUGGAAAUUCAAGCAUUAUGUUAAAGAAACAGAACUUUGUAAUUUAGAAGACAUAUUCUUUGCGUUAAAACUUUAAAGUGCAGAUGUGGAGCUUUUAAGACAUGCAUUUUAUUUGAAACUUGGAUAUCUCCCAAUUUUUUUUUAUCCUUUAUUCAAUUUUUGUUAUUGUAAUCAUAAUGAUAUGGAAAAUUUAUAUAGUGUUGAAUGUUUGUAAGCGUUGCAUACUAUAUCCUUGAAGAGCAACCCUCAUUGGAUGAAUUCCUUUCUACUGGUCACCCAUUUACUACACCUGGGUGGGGAGUGGCAAAUGUAGAUAAACACCUUGCUCAAGGAUGUGAGUGCUGCAGUGGGAUUUGAACACUGGUCCUUGUGGUUAAGUCUGGGGACUUAUCUCCUGAGCCACAACACUUCUAUUCACUCAUUCAUGUAUGUAUCAUAUAACUUACACAGAAUGAAAAUACAAUCUCAACAACAACUUUUGUAAAUUGUAUCUGUGAUUAUCACCCGUGUCAGACAUCUGAGCUGGUCAUUUACAAAACCGUAUUUCCCUGUAUUUUAUUAUUAUCAGGAAGGGAUAGGUAUAUUGUUUGUAUUUUCCUCGGUCUCAAUGCGCGCAUUGACUUUGCAUGCAGAGACGAUGCAAAAUAUACCUUUGUAUUUUCCCUGGUCUCACAUCCGGGCCUUUGAGGAUGCGAAUGAAGUGAUACGCUUCAUAAUGUUCCGCGCACCAACGAUCUACGUCAUAAUAAAGACAACGCUGGAUCUGGGCGCUUGCAAGUAUGUCAUAAUGGUAAAGUGCAGAGCCUAGACACUGAUAUUAUCAUGACACAACAGAACUCUAUUCUUAAAAGAUAUCACUGUUAUGAUUUUUGCUCUAGAUAUCUGAUUUGGAUGAUAAUAAAAAUAUUGACUGCCCUUCUUUUGGGGAACAUCAAAUAUAUUGCCCUUAAAAGACCCAUAUUGCCCUCGUCUAAAGACUCGGGCCAAUAUGAUUCUUUUGCUGGCAAUAUAUUUGAUGUUCCCCUCAAGACCAGUCAAUAUUAUAUAAUUAAAUCAUGAUAAAGCAUUAUUAAAUCUCAAGGGUGUUUUGUGGGAUUCGCAGUAUAUUUAAGCUUUAAAUAACCUGUUAUGCAAUUACAUUACAAGGCACAUGCAAAAUCAUAUUUCAUUGAAUUGCUAUGUACGUUUAUAGAAAAUCAUUUUUGAAUACAUAUGUAAAUUAUUGAUAUGAUACCAAAUGUUAAGCGCAGUAGAGAAUAUUAAUGUUAAAUAGUAGCUGCGCUAUAUAAAUGGUCCAUGAUAUCAUAAUCCGAUGUAUUCAAGCAUAGCUUGUGAAUUUGUUGAUUUAUUUCUUUUAUGACUGAAAGAAAAGAAAGCUAAUGGAAAUGAUUUUAUCCACAUUUUAUGUAGCUGUUUGAGAUUAUCUAUGUAAAGUUGAAAUAUUGAUGUAUUUAUUGUAUAUGUUGUUAUUGUGGGGUUAAGUGAAGUCAGUGCUAUGCAGUGUUGUGUACAGCUAGCAGGAUGGUUUGAAAUGAGAUACAUGUAGCUUCCAAAGCAUUUUCACCAGUUUGUAUGCUAUGUAAUCUAUGAUUUUGUGUGUCUAUCUUACUUCAUCUUGAAUUCUGUCUUGAGAUUUCAUGCUUUGUACACUAUUGUUACAGUUGUCAGUCACAGUUGAUGAUCAGCCUCAAUAUCAAAUUCUGAAAUGAAUUACUUAGCUGAAAUUAUUUUUAAAUGAUUGAUAGAUUAGUAUUUAAAAUUGAUAUGAUUGUGCAUGCAUUGCAAAUAAACACCUCAUCUAUAAUA
Lytechinus pictus (painted urchin) is the source of this 6690-nucleotide messenger RNA. RefSeq names its product L-lactate dehydrogenase-like. The transcript is spliced from 9 exons. Bases 273 to 1289 code for a protein of 338 amino acids. Gene Ontology annotation, cellular component: cytoplasm. Gene Ontology annotation, biological process: lactate metabolic process; pyruvate metabolic process. Gene Ontology annotation, molecular function: L-lactate dehydrogenase (NAD+) activity. The record is from RefSeq and is a predicted model, not a curated record. Lineage: Eukaryota; Metazoa; Echinodermata; Echinoidea; Temnopleuroida; Toxopneustidae.